UCGAUACCAACUUCAUAUGUCUAUAGCAUUUAAAUGUUAUUUUUUUAUCAUUUCUAACCUAAUUUUACUUAAAACUCAUUUAUUGAAUCUUUCAAUCAGUAUAUUUCAUGUAUUUCCUUAUCAAAGUUAUUCGUUAAAUUUUUACAUAUGUCUAUAUUGCAUGAAAAACAAUAAAGUAACAUUUAUUUCAUUAAGUAAAUCAUUAAUUUUCAAGUAAUAUGAUAUCAAUAGAAGAAAUUUCUAAUAUACCCUUUGCUCCAUUGGUCACUACAUUAUUUGCAAUUCAAUGGACACCGAAUAACUAUAUAUCUGUUAUUACAGAAGAAGGAGUUCAUGUAUUAGAAUUAGUACCUUCUUUGGAGAAUCCUCAACCAAAUGCUACAUUUUCAUGGUCUUUUAUAUAUGCUCCUGAUUAUUUGCCUGCACACACAUUUAUUAAUGAAAUAACUUCCUUGACAUGGAAUAUAAAACGCAGAGAAAUAUAUUCGCUCUUACUAGAGGCUGCUUUGGCACCUAAAAUCAAUGAUGCAGCCGAUGUAUUACCAAGGAUAAUUGAUGUAUCGUGGUCGCCAGAAAAUUUAAUCCAUCCUAGGAAGUCUAUACUUGCAAUAAUAACUUCUGUCGGUGCUGUUGAACUUUCACAUAAAAUAUAUAAUGUAAGAAUUUGGUAUUCCUUAUGUAAUAUUUCAUCUAUAUGGUUACAAACGGUUGAAGAUAGUAUUAAAUCUAAUCUUAAUAAUUGUGAAAAUGAAGAAUCACGUUUUAUAAGCAUACAAGAAAAUCUUAGACGACUGCAAGCUUGUGCAAUGACAUGGAGCGAAUUAUUUCAAUUAGAAAAUACUUAUUAUGCAUACUUUGUAACUGCUUUUCGUAGUUCGGAUGUAGUGAUUUGGAAAAUUGAUCAAGUAACUCAUUCUACUGAGAAUGUAACACCAACCAUAAUAUCUAAAGUACAUUUAAAUAUGGACACAAAAAUAAAUGUAUUACUAUGGUGUACUAUAAAACCAAACAUGUACUUAAUUAUUAUUGGAUGCUGUAAUGGCCAAAUCCAAGGUCUUCUGUAUAAUGGUGAUAAUAAAUGUUUAGAAAAUACAGGAGUAGAAAAAUAUUAUAAUUAUUCAGAUCGUAUCGUAGUCAAAUCUUUACUUAUGGUUUCACAAAAUGAAAAUGGAAUGCAAUUUAUUGCUUGUAAAACUUUCUUUAUCCUACUGUUUGGCUUGACUAGCACGGGUAAAUUAAUGUCUACACAUUAUUUACAAAUAGAAGGAUUUUCAAUCUCAGGAAUCACUGUUAUUGGUCCUGAACGUGUUUUAAUUACCACACAAAAUGGCAUGAUGUAUACGUUUGAUACGCAAGAAAAUAACUUAAAAAGUAUUCCAAUAAAUUAUAAAUUACCUCGGGCACGUGUUCAAUAUUUAGGUCUUGCUUGUUCUCCUAAUCAUGCCAUGUUAAUUACUGUAACAAGUCCUAAUAGUAUAUUUGAUCACUUAGUAAAUAGAGAACCAAGUACAUUAUACAUAUUAUCCUUAAAUGGAAAAGAAUGGGAUCCAAAGAAUAUAAUACAAAUUUAUAGCAAUAAAAAUUCAAACUUACCUUGGGAUUGUCUCGAAUUAAUCAGACUCAAAGCUGCUAACAUUUCAGAUCCAACGAGUGUGUUACCUAAAGUACCACAAAAUUUAGAUUCCAUUCCAUUAUAUGAAUUAAAAAUAUCAAUGUGGCUGUCACUUAUGACUGAAGCAUUAACAAAGAAAAAGGUAAUUCAAGAAAUCGAAUAUGAAAAAGAAAUAGCAGAAAUUCAAUCACUAAUUUUUAUUCAUUGUGCGUGUGCAUAUCUUGAUCGUUUAGUAAAUAAAACACAUUUAUCAAAUGAUCAGGAAAUGUCUGCAAACCUGUUAAGAAUGUAUUUGGAAAUUUAUCUUGCUGGUGAAGAGGGAGAAGAAGAAUCAAUUAUAACAAAACAUGCACGAGAAGCAUUAAAUAAAAUAUCUCAUUUUAAAUUAAAAUUGGAAUCAUGUAAUCUAUGCGAAGAAAUGAUUAUUGAAUUACCUUGGAAAACUAAUCAAUGUCCAAGCGGACAUAUAUUAUCUAGAUGUGCUUUAACCCUUCUUCAAAUUCCAAGCCUACAAUAUCGAAUUUGCCCAAUAUGUGGGAAAGUGUAUCAUCCCUGCUUAGACCAAGAAUAUGAAGAAGUACUAUGUCUGUUUUGUAAUAUACCUGCUUUAUAUGAUGGUCGUUUUCUAGAUAAACAAGAUUCGAUAUUAUAUGCAAGAAAUUUAUCAAAACCCCAAAUAUCCUUAUUAGAAUUAUCAGGAAACCAAGAUUCUGAAAUGUUUGAAAACUCAUCAUAUACAGAAGAACAGCAAACUGAGGAAGAAUCUUCUUCGAUAGCUAAUUAUGAUAAAGAUGAAACUGCUAGUACUAAUGAAAAUUGGGACAUGAUUUGAUUAUUAUUGUAUAGUAAUAGUUGUUGUUAUUACUCUCCAUUUUACGGGUUUGAACAAUUUUUUUACAACACCUUCUCAUCACAACUCACCACUUUUUUACAAUACGAUUUUAGUGAUCGUUCAGGAAUUUGUUUUAUUAAUGAUAUUUACUCUAU
Messenger RNA from Polistes canadensis, 2599 nucleotides. RefSeq lists its product as uncharacterized. Gene Ontology annotation, biological process: transcription initiation at RNA polymerase III promoter. Gene Ontology annotation, molecular function: histone acetyltransferase activity. The record is from RefSeq and is a predicted model, not a curated record. The transcript has 3 exons. Gene Ontology annotation, cellular component: transcription factor TFIIIC complex. Lineage: Eukaryota; Metazoa; Arthropoda; Insecta; Hymenoptera; Vespidae. The coding region runs from base 219 to 2444 and encodes 741 amino acids.